AUGGAUAAAUUGAAGAGAGCAGGUUAUUUAUUAGGCGUCAUCAAGAAGCUGCCACAGUAUUACACUUGCUCUUCAUUUCGCACUUUGUUCACCAGCUCAAUUAAAGUCUCAUCUGCAAUGAGCGCCGAAAAGAGAGAACUAGAAUCAAGUGAGAAUGAUGCUGAAUCAACUUCUUUAUUGGAUCAAAAAAGCAAACGGUUGAAACGAAACAAUCAGUUUGUAGAAACUCCACUCGACGUCUCUGAUUACUACAUUGAAAAUGGACUCCGCAAAGUUUAUCCUUACGAAUUCACCUUUCAAUCAUACUGCAAAGGGCGCUGGGUCGGCCGAAAAUUAAGCGAGCUUUUUGAACAAGAGUUCCGAGCUGUGACAGAAGAUAUUAUGAAAAAGCGAUGUCAAACUGGCUUGCUAAAAGUAAACGGUCAAAUGGUGGAGCCAGAUUACAUUUUGAAAGACAACGACUUUAUAACCAAUCGCAUUCAUCGCCACGAGUUUCCCGUGUUAGCUGCCCCUAUUCCAAUCAUCCACAAAGACAAGGACUUUUUGGUGAUCGACAAACCACCAUCUCUACCGAUUCAUCCUUGUGGAAAAUAUCGCCUAAAUGCUAUAACAUCUUUACUUGAAAAAGAAAACGGCAUUAAAGAUAUUCACGUUAUCCAUCGUCUAGACCGACUUACUUCGGGAGUUCUCAUCAUGGCACUCAGUAAAGCUAAAGCUCAAAAGCUUCACCAGGAAAUGAGGAAUCGAGAAAUGCACAAGGAGUACGUUUGCAGAGUAGAAGGAAAAUUUCCAGAUGGAGUCACUGAAGUGGACCAGCCAAUUGAAACGAUUGCACAUAAGAUUGGCAUUUGCAUUGUCAGUCCAACAGGAAAGCCAAGCAAAACCUUCUUUGAACGACUCAAUUACAAUGGCAAGAGCUCUACGGUUCUUUGCAAGCCAAUGACUGGUCGAAUGCAUCAAAUUCGAGUGCAUCUACAGUAUAUAGGCUAUCCCAUUAUGAAUGACAACUUUUACAACAGUCCUUCUUUUGGGCCAAACAAGGGCAAAGGGGGCGACUUUGGCAAGUCCAUUGAAGAGCUCAUAGCAGCCAUUGGUGAUGAACAUUUACGAUCAAAACACCUUCUGUCAAAUGAAAAGGACACCACUGCGAUUGAAGAUUCACGUGUGGCCGAACGAAACGACUUGGCGCUGAAAGCAAUGGAACACUACACUUCGCAGGAGAGUUGGCAAGAAACGAAAAAGCGCUAUAAACAUGAUCCCGCCAAAGACAGUACUCAGGCAGACUGUACUGAAUGCAAGGAGCCAACUUGUGAUCCAAUGCCUUGCGAGCAGUUUAUCUACUUGCAUGCUCUGCGGUACAAGUCUACCGAAUGGUCAUUUGAGACCCAGCCUGGAAUAAUCAAUUUACAUCUUGAGAUGUACGAGCAUCGACUUUGUGGCAAUGUAGGAGAUGAAGACAGUAAGGAAGAGGAAGCCAAUGUUGAGAAUAGAAAAGUUGAAAAGGCGGCAAAAGAUGAGUAA
This is a messenger RNA of Rhagoletis zephyria (snowberry fruit fly), 1521 nucleotides long. The record is from RefSeq and is a predicted model, not a curated record. NCBI's taxonomy places the organism in Eukaryota, Metazoa, Arthropoda, Insecta, Diptera, Tephritidae.